AUGGUCAACUUCGUCGCUUCAGUCACUCUUCUUCUCUCCGCUGCUUCCGCAGUCGUUGCUGUCCCUAGCGCCCUUGAGAAGCGCAAGGUGACCUGCAGAGAUGAUCGUCCAGCAAGUGAACUGGCCAACGUUAACGAAGCCGUCGCAUGCAUCAACUACCUGGCCAGCCUAGGCAGCCAACCUUGCGUUGCUACAGUCUCCGGCCAAUCAUUCUGCAGACGGGGUAACACGCAGAUCACCGGCCUUGCUCGCAAUGGUAACACUGCAACCUCUACUUGUCAGGAGGUGGCCCGUGGUGCUGGGUUCAUUAUGGACAAGUGCUCUCGUGGUGACGGAAAGGUCCGUGGUGCUAAUGAGGCUUGGGCAAAUGGAAAUCUCCUCGUCGAUAUCCGCAGAGUCGUUCAAUAA
This is a messenger RNA of Fusarium coffeatum, 408 nucleotides long. RefSeq lists its product as uncharacterized. The transcript has 3 exons. Lineage: Eukaryota; Fungi; Ascomycota; Sordariomycetes; Hypocreales; Nectriaceae. Bases 1 to 408 code for a protein of 135 amino acids. The record is from RefSeq and is a predicted model, not a curated record.